Messenger RNA from Polistes canadensis, 705 nucleotides. RefSeq names its product 40S ribosomal protein S11 (gene RpS11). Gene Ontology annotation, cellular component: cytosolic small ribosomal subunit; ribosome. NCBI's taxonomy places the organism in Eukaryota, Metazoa, Arthropoda, Insecta, Hymenoptera, Vespidae. The transcript is spliced from 5 exons. Bases 79 to 546 code for a protein of 155 amino acids. Gene Ontology annotation, molecular function: structural constituent of ribosome. The record is from RefSeq and is a predicted model, not a curated record. Gene Ontology annotation, biological process: translation.
GGUAGAACUGCACUUACGGCAUUAAUAUGAUCGACGUAGUAAAUCUUCCGUUGUUCGGUGUUCUUUCCUCAUCUUAAGAUGGCUGAUCAGAAUGAACGUGCGUUUCAAAAACAACCCACGAUCUUCCUUAAUCGUAAGAAAGGUCUGGGACCAAAGAGGAGGAAGCCCAUGAGAUACAGUCGCAAUAUUGGUCUUGGUUUUAAGACUCCACGUGAGGCCAUUGAAGGUACAUACAUCGAUAAGAAGUGCCCAUUUACCGGAAAUGUUUCAAUCAGAGGACGCAUUCUUACCGGUGUUGUUCAAAAAAUGAAAAUGCAGAGAACUAUUGUUAUUCGAAGGGAUUAUCUUCAUUAUAUUAGAAAAUAUAACAGAUUCGAAAAACGCCAUCGUAAUAUGAGCGUACAUCUAAGUCCAUGCUUCAGAGAUGUCGAAAUUGGUGAUGUAGUUACUAUUGGAGAAUGCAGACCUCUGAGCAAGACAGUAAGAUUUAAUGUUUUGAAAGUUUCAAAAGGAACCGGUUCCAAGAAAAGCUUCAAGAAAUUUUAAUAGUCAGUUUAUUAAAAUGAAGUUAUGCAACAGAAGAAGGAACUGACGCAGAAAUAUCAACAAUUCUACAUUUUGGAAAUUAUGGUAUAUAUCUAUAUCAAUUAUCAUCUUGAUGUAUAAUUGAAAAUAAUAAACAAGUUUGUAUUUAAACACUUUUAA